Molecule: messenger RNA, 530 nt
Organism: Aethina tumida (small hive beetle)
Lineage: Eukaryota; Metazoa; Arthropoda; Insecta; Coleoptera; Nitidulidae
Exons: 2
Coding region: 88-441 (117 amino acids)
Source: RefSeq, a predicted model, not a curated record
CGGAACUAAAAAUAUAUAUAGUGGACACGAAACCCAAGAUUUAAUUUAGUCGAUGCACAGUUGUCAGAACAAUACCUGUUGAUUGAAAUGCAAUUUAUAAAAAUAUCCCUCCUCCUCUUCACCGUUGUGGCGAUGGCCACAUGCGACGAAGAGGAAUGCGAAUGUUGGGACGACUGGAGCGUCGAGCACGACGACCAGGGACACAGGUGUGUCGGACCACAGGACCAGGUAUUCCAGUGCAAUGAGGAAAAACCACCUCUUUGCGUGUGCAAGGACAAAGAGAGCGGCGAAGAGGAGACUCUGGAUUUGGGUGCCUUAAAUUGCGAUGAUAUAAAAUAUGAGAGCUUGUUCUGCGGUCCGGCUGAAGAGUGGGAUGAUUACCUUGGAAGGAAUCCACAGUACAGGAUACAAGUCGACCCGGUUCCUCCAUCUGAGGACUAGAUGUUGUCCACCUUCUCCUACCUGUCUAUUGUCCGAGUGUAUUAUUAAUUGUUAAUCAUUGAGUUUUAUUAAAGUAUAUAAGAAAAUGA